Molecule: messenger RNA, 14183 nt
Organism: Porites lobata
Lineage: Eukaryota; Metazoa; Cnidaria; Anthozoa; Scleractinia; Poritidae
Source: the annotation of a GenBank genome assembly
AUGCACCAGUGUGAUAACACGCCGGGAAGCUUUAACUGUUCUUGUAAUGAGUUUUUCGUGGUAGAUCCAGCAGAUUGGAGAAAGUGCGUGGGUAUGCAUUGUAUUUCUUUUUUCUUGUCUUUUUGUCUGUAGUAACACCCAUUUAUUUAUUUGCCAUGGGAGGUUUUCUGCCAAUAGUAAUAUUGAAAGUGUAAGUACGUAACCGUUGGAAUUUGACUGAUUAUAUAAUCGAUCAACGGGAUGAUUUCUGAUCAAUAGUUUUGUUUUUCUUACUUUUUAGCAACGAACCCCUGUUCUCCAGAUCCUGGCUGUGACCAUGUGUGUUUCAGCGAUGCCAAUAAUCAGCCAAACUGUGACUGUUUUGCAAACUUCGAACUUCAGAGUGAUGGAAGGACAUGUACAGGUACUUGAUAUUAUAAGGAUUCUGCCUUUGUUGAUAAUGAAGGCGCGAAACAAAGCCGACCUGGCAGAGGUGUCAAUCAUAUUUCCUAACUAAGCAGCCCAUAUAUAUUAUGCAUAACAAAGAAUAAAAAAUUAUUCAGCAGAAACAAAGGCAAAACAGUAAUUUAAGUAGUAAGGAGGGAUAAAUACAAGAUACGUGUAAGUAUUGUCAUCAUUACCGACAAGAAAGGAUAGAGCUUUAUCCUCUCUUGUUACCGAACCACCGUAACAACAUGCUCCUUGCGAUGGAAUAACUGUAACAAAUUCUUCCAACCCCUCUCGUGUUUGUAUCAGGCUAUGCAAACACGAAAAACGUUUUCUAUUCCUUAAAUAUAUAAAUGGAUCCCGCGUUUUGACUAAGGGCUGUUGCAAGCAAUCCCCCCUUCCUCCUGUCACCCCCAUAACGUAUGCUAAACAGGCUUACGAAUAUCUUUCUCGUAUACACUAGAUUAUUCCUUACCCAAAAUCCAACUUUACGUAGAGGCCAGACGGUAUAUCAGUCAAAGGACGACAACCCGUUUCAGUACGUGGGUCUCAGGAAACUCAUAUUUUCACCACAAAAAAUGCACAGAAUCCAGAAUCGGUUUGCUGCAGCUUGUAAAUGUCGCUCAUUUUCACACACCCGCGAGUCGCCGAGGUUUAAGCACUACGCGAUGUCUUCUGUGCAUGUUAGCUCUUUAGCUGGGAUAUACUUAAAUUAAGCAUUUUUUCUCAGACAUCAACGAGUGUGAUCCGGCUACGCCUCUCCAUCGAUGUAGCCAUAUCUGUCAGAACAUCCCUGGAGGAUAUAAUUGCUCUUGUCCAGGAGGAUAUCGAUUAUCCGACGAUGGGUACACUCGCGAUGGUAAUGUUUUGGUCUUUUUUUCCAAUAACUAAGUACAUUUGUACGUUAAGAUAACACCAGCAGUGUGAGUUCUCCCUUAUUUUUGGAGAAAAUUUCAUUUUGUUCUAGUUCUCCUAGCGAGACUGAUAUUGCCAGUCAAUCAUAUGCCCCGAACACACCUUUGACUUAGGCCUUAACGCCCUUGAGUACUGAUAAAACCUACUACGGUCAACUGUCCUCGGGACAGAAACCGUAUGGGCCACUUGCCUGUCUUAUGGGGAGUCGAAGGAAAUUUAGCCUUAAGGGUCCGAUAUGGGGCUACAAGGACGAACUCUUUGUCUAUGUUAAGGAGGCUAUAUUUCCAUCUUAUAGGGGUGUCUGACACUGUAUUAAAUGGUUGUCAGCCUAACAGAGCCGAAGAAAAUUCAGUUCUAAGGAAGCGUUAAGGAUCACCGUUUUAGGGAACGUAUCCACCGUUUUGUCUAUUUAAUAAUUAAGUGGCUGUCCACCUAAGAGCGAUCCGGCGAGUUUGGGAUCGCCAGUAAACCUUCCCUUUAUUUUUUGUGGGUGAAAAGGACUUAAUGAGGAAUGAUUAAAAUCGAGCUAAGUUUUUUCAAAAUCUUUUUCUGUGCUUCGCUACAGCACAAAACUUCUUUCCUGUCUGAGAGCGCUUUUUCAACUUUAUUCAAUGGCCAAAAUUCAGUAAUUUUAAAAGCCGCGCGUCUUCGUAACGGAUAAAUAUCGCGAAAUUGUACAUAGUACAAUGGACUUAGCUGCAUUUAAAUUGUCCUAUGACGGAAUCUUGGAUAAUUUGACGCAAAAUAAAAUAAAAUUAAUAAGAUCAAAGACGAGCCACUUUGCGGUUUUUUUGUUCCCUUGACAAAUUCCUCCAAAGUAAAAGCUAAAAUCUCCAAAGCGGUACAAAAAUCACAGGCAAAAUGCACUUCACAGCAAAGACCUUACCUUAUUCUGUUAGAAAAUAAAGUCAAAUUAGGUGCGGGUAUCAUUCUGCGUCGGACGCGAACAGGCGUUUUUGAGAGCUCUUUUUGUCAAUAUUUACCUAAAAUUGCACGUUUGGCGCCUACACUUAAACUCAUAUGAUAAGGUUGAUAUUUUUCCCACGGGGCAGAAUCUUGGUAUGCUUCGUCAAAAUAACGCACAUUUGUUGUUUCAUAAGCCAUCUUAGGCCUGUAAACGGGCAUAAAAUGUCAUAAAAUACAUGUAGGAAUUCUUCAUCUACUCGUAUAUUAUGCAAAUUUAAAAGCUCCUUUACAGCGGGUUGUCGAUUUCAGCAAUUUUCAAAAUCAUGAAGAAAACAAUUCACUUCUGCUCAAACGAAGCCCUUUUUGAGUUUGGAGUCUCAGCAAUUAAAAGGCUCUUUAAUAAAGACUGAAUUCAGCUCAAUUUCCUUUUGGGUUUUCUUCAUGGUCAUAUGCUAAUUAGGAUUGUUGCCACGCAAUGAAAACGGAUUUGGAGCAAGCAAGUUGGUGCCUCUUAGUCAAUGUAACAGGUGAGCGUUAUUACGGCUCAUUCGAGGCGAUGUCACUUAACGAAAGAAAAUAUUACAGAGAGCGAACUUACUUUUCAGCGGACUGGGUAUUUUGGUAAAACUGCCCAACAAGGUGAAAAAAUGUUUGUAUGUCCGAUACAUCGUGCGACCCUAGGGAAGGACUGGGGUACAUGUAAUCCGACUGGCCGCACAGAAUGCCGAUAUCCAGACCAUAAGGGAAAACAGACUUGUGCCGGUGAAAAGUUAGAGUGUCGGGGUCAGACGGUAAAAAUUGCCGCCAACCUAGAAACUUCCAAAAUCUCCUAGUGGUGUCUGCAAAUUCGAGGCUAGCGGAUGGGCGGCUGCAGAAGUUAAGGGGAGGCGGGACAAGGUUUAGCGAGAAAGUCAAGUCUUACCUCACCGCACGAUUUGAUGUUGAUACACAAACAGGCAGGAAACCAGACCUUUCUGAGGUCGCAACGGACAUGAAAACGACCAGAAACACAGGUAGUUCAAGAACGUUCCAGAGACGAAUGGCUUACAACGGGACAAGUUCAAUCAUUCUUUUCCAGACUGUCUGCAAUCAGCAGGAAAAAAAAGGCUGACCAAAGCCGAGAAUGUUGAAAUUUGUGACGAAGGAGAUUUGCUCUCAGUGCUCUUGCAAGAAGAAAUUGCGUUUCUUAUUGAUGAACGUAGAGACGCAAGGAGGUCGAAGAUAUUUUCACCAAGAUGGGCGUAAUACAACCCAUCAGGUACGAUGGCCAUGAUAUCUGCGAGCAGGCCAACCAAGAAGUAAUCUCAAAAUUCAAUGUGAAAACAUCUGCGAAUAUUUUGAACUGUCGUUCAAAUCUUAAGGCACAAAUACUGCUCUAAUAAAUACAAUCACAGACAUGGUGAAAGAAUGCAGUUACUGCCGCACCACCCCGUAAAUGGCCAGGGACUGGCAAAUUGCCACAUUGCAUUGGGGUGGGCCGAGUUGCCUAGAAAAUUUCUAUUGUUUCUAGGUCGAGUCCGUGGAAGUGUUUUCUCUGGAGUUUCGUAUACAGUUUGAAAGUUUAAAUUUCAAGGUAUGUUGUAUGCUUGUAUAAGACGAAUAAUCUCAAGUAACUUAUAACUUGACAUCAACCCUUGAAAGUAUGUGACCUGCUUUUUCGUUCAGUACUUUAUUUACAAUACUAGCAAAAGAGCAGGCCCCAGUUGUUCAAAAGUUGGGUAGGGCUAUCCAUCGGAUGAAUCUCUAUUCAACUGAUAAGUAUUACGGAAACCAUUUGCUCUAUCCAGUGAAUAGUGAUUAACACGGUGGAUAGCGCUAUCCACCUAUUGAACAACUGGGCCCCAGAAAGAUAAAAGUUGUCCGCAGGACAGUUUUUUUUCCUUUGAUAGAUAUGAGUUAAGAUCAUUAUUGUCACACUUUACGUUUUGGCAAUAAGAAAUAAAUAACGUAAAAAAGUCACCAAAUGCAUAUCAGCGGCACCCAACGACUGUUUUCUGUGAAAUAUCUGUUCGGAGAAGCAUAAUUGCCUAGAAUUUUCUAUAGCUUGAGGAAGACUAAACAUUUAUUAGAUGACCAUUCCAUGCUUGUACAAUUUUCGAAGCUAAUCUAAUAAAUUCCCUACAAUUUUCUGAAGUUUAAUUUUUCCUAUUUCAAACCCCAGGUUAAGCUAUUUUUCGUAGAGAAAGGAAACCUAAAAUUCCCGGAACCGAAAAUGCGAUACAGAAAGGAAUCAGAAAAAUCCUAACUUUUGUAAAACUUUAAAUUGCAGCUAAAAUUUUCGGGAAAAAAGACUCACGGUUACCCUAGUAUGACCCAACAGAUAAAAAUCUUUUCAGCGUCACUUGGAAUACAUUUCUAGAGAUCUAAAAGAACUUUGGAUAGCCUAAAAAGUGUUCUCAAUGCAUUUUAAGAGGAAACAGUCGUUGGGUGCCCCUGGCAUAUAAUAGGAGCUAAGGAUUUUUUCUGGUAAUGAAUCAAUUUAAUUACAAGCAAUGUGGCACUUUACGUGUUCUUGGGCGUGGACCGUUCGAUUAUUGAUGGGGGUGGGGGCUGCAUUAAUUUUAGCUUCUUGAUAAAGCUGUAUAUAUGUAUGUAUAUAAUAGAAGUAGACUGAUGGGGCUGGAUUAUAUCUUGAACAUUUAUUGCUACUCAGAGUUUCAUGCCUCUUGCGAGGCGAAUCAUCAGGUAAAACAAAACAAUAAAUGUCAGGCGUGGCGUUGGUGCGUGGCGCGUCGUACUUAAGUGAUGCUCACAACAUGUCAAAUUUGCGACAAGAACUAACCAAGUCAGGACAGUGUUUAGUAGAAAUUUGUUUGAGUGUUUGCAACCUGAGAUUAGUUCAUUUCUAUUGUCCAGGGUAGACAUUAUACAGGCUUACAAAUUAUAAACAGCACGACGAGCCACGCACCACGCCUAGUAUUUACUGUUCAGUUUUACCUAUAUCUUUGAUCGUAACCGUUCAUUUGGGCAGUUGCCUGAUGACUGCCGCGCAAGAGGCAUGAAGCUCUGUGUAGCAACAAAUGUUCAAAAUUUAAUCCAGUUUCAUCAGUCUACUUCUAUUCUGCUCUAGGUUAACUAUGGAUCAGGACACCCCCCUGGCACCUCGUUGUAUGUAUAAAAUAUAUUAUCCUUCCAGCCCUGUAAAAUUCUUUUUUAAUCUCGGUGUCCUUGUCCUCCCCCCACCCCCUACUAAUAAGGUAAUGGUUCAACCUUUAUUUGUUUAUGCAAAGAAAGGGAUCGAUACUGGAGGUAUAUUGCGUGACAAAAUAUGACUGAUGGCGUGUGGGACAAACGUUCAAUAUUACCCGCACUCGGAAAAAUAUUACAACAGACAUACCCUUCACCAAACUUAAAGUGAUUCUUAAUAAUUUCUCAAGAGCUACACGAGAAAAGUCACCCGAGGUGAGAGAAUCCGACAUGUUCAUGAUAAAUGAGGGAUAAACACAGAUGUGGGAAUUCAACAAUGAUUCAAAUCAUGUCAAAUGCUCGAAACGGAAAAAGAAACUCAAGUGGAAUAUGAGAUAAAUUUCUCUUUUAAAAAGGGUAUCCGGUUGCUGAGUUUCCAAGCUGAAGAUUGAUUACAUUUGAGAAGAAGUUAAUAACCGUACGUAGUUUGAGAUUUUAACAUAGCUGAAAUGGACAACCUGGCUGUAAACAAGCACGAUUUGCAUAUUCGACGGGUUGAUCAAGAAUGUCAGUUUACGACAUUUUUUUCGGCUUUCAUUUAUACUAACUUAAAAAGGCUAAUGAAAAGAAAACACAUGUUCGUUAUUUUGAGGAUACACAACAACAUUCUCAGCUGCUGAGAAAAUAUCUACUAAAUUAAAGUCGUGGUGUGUGAGCCGUUAAGCGGGCAAAUCUAUGCAAAUAAUGUCGAAAAGAGGCUCUUAAAAACGUUUGAUCACGUCCAACCCAGAACGAUACCCGCACCUUUGACUUUAUUUUCUGACAGAAUAAGGUAAGAUCUUUGCUGUGAAGUGCAUUUUACCUGUGAUUUUUGUACCGCUUUGGAGAUUUUAGCUCUUACUUUGGAAGAAUUUGUCAAGAGGAAAAAAAAACUGCAAAGGGGCUUGUGUUUGAUUUUAUUAAUUUAAUUUAAUUUUGCGUCAAAUUAUUCCAUAUUCCGUCAUAGGACAAGUCAAAUGCAGCUAAAUCCACUGUACUAUGUAGAAUUUAGCGAUAUUUAUCCGUUACGAAGAAGCGCGGCUUUUAAAAUCACCAAAUUUCGGCCAUCGAAUCAGGCUGAAAAAGUGCUCUCAGACAGGAAAGAAGUUUUGUGCUGUAGCGAAGCACAGAAAAGGAUUUUGAAAAUCAGCUCGAUUUUAAUCAUUCCUCAUUAAGUCCGUUUCACCCACAAAAAAAUAAAGGGAAGGUUUACUGGCGAUCCCAAACUCGCCGGACCGCUCUUAGGUGGACAGCCACUUAAACCACGAGUGCGCGUUGGAUAUUUGGUGGUAGUAGCCAAGGAGGCGCGUAGGGCCUCGUUGGCCGAUAUCAUCUCAUAUCCAACAAGCGCGAGUGGAAUAAUUGUUUUAUUAAAAACGCCCAUAAAAUAUCGAGAAUCAGGCUUCCCGACUUUAUUUGUUCAAACAACCGAUUUUCGGUUUGCUUUUCAUUUUUGAGCAGACGCGUACCGUUACCCUAUUUUGAAAGCACGAUAUAAUGGCUCAUAUACCAUGAUGGCUAAGCCAAUCAGAGCUCUAGAAUCGCAUCAUCCAAUGAUUCAGUUUUUCAUAAUUCCAAAUCUCCCAUAAUACGCUUUGUUUAUUCUCCCUGCCCCCAAAUUAUGCAUAACCUGUUAUUUUCAAAUGCUCCUGAGAAAAUUGCAUAUUCCGUAGAGUAUUGAAAACAAAACUUUAUGCAGCAUUUAGGGGCGGGCGGGUAAACAGAGUGCAAUAUGGGCGAUUCCAAAAUAGCCAAUAAAGAUGUCCUUUAAGUUAGUGUUCAAAUUGGCAAAAAACUGAAGUAUUAUAUAUUCCACAUUUUUUUUACUUUCCAGAUAUUAAUGAGUGUGUAGAUGACAGGUUGUUUAACUGCACGGACGUUCAAAGGUGCAUCAAUGACAUCGGUACUUACAGAUGUGACUGUGGAGAGAACCUUUUCUUUAUUGAUGGACAAUGCAGAGGUAAUGAUGUAAUGGGAACACAUAUGGUCAAUUAUUUGACGAACAGUAUCUUUAUUAGACUUAAGAUAAACUUUCGAUUAAAAUAUUCCAAGAAGCCUUCAGCUUGAGAUUGGAAAAAAUACUUUAUUCUACGAAGAAUUACUACAGUCACCUUCAGUAAGGUGUUUAUCACCAGAGACGGGUGUAGAAAAUCCUCCAACGAAAUCGAAGCGAUGAUCUUCAGAACUCUAGUAAUCGUUAGCAUGAGCUAGAUCUGACUGGGAAAAAUCGAAAAAGCUUUCAAAUAAUGAGUGUCCUUGAAUUGCCGGGUAUAGAGAUUUUUGCUAUUUAAGAUUUCAUGGCCACGGCCCGAAACCUUUUGAACAGUCGAAUGGGGCUUCACUGAAGGAAGAAGAUAAGAAAGUUAAAACCCGCGACGUCACAGAUAUUCAGUUAAGACAUCUAUGUCUCCAAAUAGGAUUCUGAAUGUUGACUUAUCUUAUUUCCUCAAGUGUACAAAACUUUUUCAUAGAUUUUAGAAAAUAAGAACCUGUUUCAAAUUUAAAGCUAAACAGGUUCUUGUAUAUAAGGGUCCUAACUGGCAAAUUGUAGCCUAACAGGUUCCUAAAAACCAGGUUCUUAGCCGUGCGUGUUUUUAACUGCGAUAAUUGUUAUUACGUCAUAGCUCUGGAGAUAAACGAGACAGCCCCUACCCCCUCCGCUUGCUGAGCCGCGAACGCCAUCAGCAGAAGAACAACUGGAGGCGGUGCAGAUAACCAUUCUUUAUAAUAGCACUGUAAGCAUUUUUUCUCGUAUUAAUUCUUAGUAAUUGCGUGUCUUUCUUCAAACGAUUUAAUGCGAGGAAAAAUAUACAUAUGCCCCCGCCCCCCGCCCCCGCCCCCUCCCCAUCAUCUAUGCAAAAAGUGUUCGUCAAUGAUAUCAAUUAUAAACUUCUUGAAGUUGGUGAAACUCACUUAAAAAAAAAAAUCACAGCAUGUAUAUUUGGUUUGUGAGGAAAGGUUUAUAUUAUAAUGGUAAGUCAGUUGUACGUAAUCUUAAUAUUGUACAACGUGACAUUAAUAAUGGUAAUUGAUGUAUUUAGUCUGAAAUCAUACACGUGAUUUCCAUUUGAAAUAGCGCUAUGAUUCAGAACAAACUUAAACUACACUCAGUUCAAUCACCACUUUAUUACAACCAUUUUGAAAUCACAGAAUUCAAACAGUCAGUACCAAUAUUUAUUUGAUCUAGUAGCCAGUUUGUUGAAAAGCGGAAACAAAGGGCUUUUUCAUCUUACUUUGUACCCGAAACAGAAAUGAUGUAAUAGAGGGCGAAAAUGGUGCGCGAUUUAAAACAGGAAUAAUGCAAUUUAGAACAUGAAUGACGCGAUUUAGAACAAAUGUUAUUUAGAGCAAAAAAUCGUGUGACUCGUGAAUAAAUCACACUGCUGAGAGCCAGUCAGAUUGCAGGGAUCACCAGUGAUUUCAAAAUGGAUAAAAUACAUCGCUGAUAUAAUAUAAUUAUUGCAGCACGAAAGCAAUAUUGCGGUGUCCAAGUUGUGUACCUUUCAGACCUACUUAUCGGGACACUAACUAUCUUUUUACUCUCUGUUUACUUGUUGUUUGAUAGUUCAAAUGGGAUUAUACAACAGACCAGGCUUUUAAAGAAAUAAUGGCGUCCGUUGCGUCCGAAUAUUGUAAUGUGAACAGAACAGAAUGUGCAUUAACCGUUACACGGCAAGAAAGGUAACUUAGUUAUUAAUGGAUCACGAAAGCUGUUGUCGUUUACAUUCAAGAUCUAGGUUGCAAUAGUUUUCCUGAUAAUUUGAUAAAACUAUCAGUCAAAAAACAAAAUGGACUAGUUUGUUAUCCCGCACAUUUUUUCUUAAGAUUAAUAUUUGUGUGUUUGAUUACGGGCUCGAAAAGUUACGGGGACUUAUUGAGACACCGGCCCCCUGUGUGUCUUCACCUAGUGUACGAGAGAGAGGGUGUUUCAAACGACAUCUAAACACAAAUAAUUGGGUGGAGUAACAUCGACGUUGUCUAAGUCGACUUUUUAAAGUUAAUUGUUACUUAAGAAAUUAACUGAGAUAAUUUAUUAGUCCCUACGCAGCAGUCUUAGUGUUUUCAUCGUACAACACUUGGGGAGGAACAUUACGCGACGACAAAAAACGGUUACGAGUGAUACUAAUAAUUCAUUUAUUUAUUGUUUACUUAUUUAAUGGAUUAUAAUAAUAUUGAUUGAUUGAUUGAUUAAGUCAUUAAUACGCCUUUUUUUUUUGUCUGUUUGUUUGUUUGUUUUUUUUUUCUCAUCAGAAUCGACCUCUAUUUAUCUUUGCGAGUUCAUCUUCUCCCUGGUUAUCCUAGAAACGCCUCGGGUGCUUUGCUCGUCGCUUUUUACGUUCAGCAGCCAGUGGGACUUUUUAUUGGAAACCAAUCAGUACUCCCUAGCAGCGCACUAGUUGAAAUUAUUCAGCUUUAUGAACGACAGAUUGAAGCCGCAAUUGGCGCCAAUAUAACUGGUGUGGAAGCUCUUUUCAAGCCUACAUCCACACCUACAGAAUUACCUGUCGCACCAACCAGCAGUAGUGAUGACACCGUGUGGAUUAUAAUUGGUGUUCUUGGUGGAUUGGUCCUUCUACUUUUGAUAAUUUUAAUUGUCGCGUUUGUGUAUAGAAGGUAAGAUAUGUUGACAUAUAGGAAAUAAGAAAUAUUGUUAAUCAGUUUUUCAUAUCGUGCAGUUUAAAAUGACAGUUGAACCUCCAUUAAGCGGCCAGUAAUCAAAGUCCCGAAAUAACUGUAGAAAAGAAUGAGAAAUUAAACCUCUAUUAAGCGGCUACCGUUUGUCCCAAAGAGAGUUCUCCCCAUCAAGCGCGUAAUACACUUAGUUUGACUUCAAUUUAGAAUAUGAUAAAGGAAAAUACAGUCUGAGAUAGAAGGUGACGGCCGAUUGUGGACCAGUAAUGUUUCUCCCGUCGCGCGUUUGUUUAAAAAGAAACUGAUGUUUCUGCCAACGAUCAUGGUACAGUCGAAACUCCUGACCAACAGGCAGCGUGGCCGAGUGGUCACUGACCACUGGUCAGCGCGUCGGACUCGCAAUCUGGUGGUCCCGGGUUCGAGUCCCGCUCUGGCGAGUUGCUGGAUUUGUUCUCGGUCGUCCCGAACUCAAAUCCUGGGUCACGCUUGUAAAUAGCCAACUGGUUGCCUCCUGCCUGUUGGGGUUUUAAAUCCUGUUAUGUUGUAUUUGAAUUAUUUGUUUUCUAAGUAUUCACUGAUUGUAAAGCGCUUUGGAUCGCUAAGAGAAAGGCGCUAUAUCAGUGUAUAUUAUUAUUAUUAUUAUUAUUAUUAUUAUUAUCUCUCGACAGCGGCCACUUUCUUCUGGCCCCAAGGUGGCCGUUGUGGAGAGGUUCAACUGUAAUUUACGACGAACCACCUCUAUUGAGAGUCCAACCUCCAAUAAGCGGCCACUUGCCGGUACCCCGAGGGUGGCCGCUUAAUAGAGGUUCAACUCACUGUUUGAGGUUUCCUGGAAUCAUUCGUGCUUGCUCAAAGCUGUUUUACAAAGAAAACUCACUGAACGCAAAAAAAAGGACUUCCUAUACAGCGUACUUAAGGUUAUUCGUCUGAAAUAGAAACUACAGGGAAAUUUUUGUCAAACUUUACCGCUUAAUUUCUUUGAACUCCAAAACUAAAUAUGAUUAUAAUUAUGUGCGAAUAGACGUUUUGAACACGUUUCUGACGAUUUUUUUUUUCUGCUCUGAGAAUUAGUCUACAUUUUAGAGAGGAAAGCCACUGUUCAUUUUCAAAGAAGGGAAAAAGUGAUCGGACACCAAACUCAUUUAAAAGAAAAUGAAGAUUUAACUCUCUUGGAUUCCCCUUAUUGAGGCCCGAAGAAAAAAAAAAAAAAAUUUUUGGAGACCGCCCCCCCUUAUCUCAGGGUCUGGAAUCCGGAAUCCUUCCAAUUUUUGCUGUGCAAUCUGGAAUCCUGACCUUUGGAAUCCAGAAUACAGCUCAAGGAAUUCGGAAUCAAAGUAAGGAUUGGUAUCCAGAAUCCAAGUUCCACUGACAAAGAAUCAGGAUUCCAGUACCUGGAAUCCUGAAUCCAUGGCAUGGAAUCCAGAGUCUAAGACCGUCUUGGCUUUCUUUACAUGGGGCGACCAGCUAUAAAAAUACUUGUUUAAUAUAUAGAUUUAGCCAGGGCUAAAAGCGAAGCUCUCAAUUGUAAUAAAUUUAUAAUUUAAAUCAAACAACAAACUUUUAAUCCACAAAUCAUUCAACUUAAGGGCACAUUCAUGUGACUUUUGAGGGAAAGGCUAAGUUAUUUUAGAGUGAAACAUCUUACAUCGAAUUGAUAACCUUAUAUGUACACCCAAAAAUAGCAAACAUCUUCGAUCACAUUCAAGAUCACAGUAGAUAAUGAUUAGGCCUCGAAAACAAAUUCUUGGAAAACAAAUCACGCCAAAGUUUUUUGCGUUCGACAGGUUUACUUUACAAAUUCUUGCCAACAAAUCUGGGGUGUUUAAACCAACCUUUUAUAAUUUUCAUACACCACAUUUGAGGUGAAACAGUACUAUUUAUCAUACAGAGCUCGGACAGAAUGCGGUAUUUCACAAUUUUUCAAGACAAAUUGCACUCGGUCAAUAUUCAGGACGAGCCAAACCGUUCAAAAAUUUCAGAAAAUUUCCAAAAUCACCCAUACAGCCAGCUGGUUCUCGUUUCUAUAGUGCGAGCUGUCAGUGUGGUCGAGUGUUUGAAUGAACUUUAACAGAGUUACGCUUCAACAUAAUAGCGAAUUUAUUAUUAUUUGUUUUGUUAUUUAAUGGUUUCCGUUAUAACGAUGUGUAAUCUUAUAAAGCGUUUGAUACGCGCGACAUUUUUGAGUACUCCUGCAAGCGAUGGUCAUGAACGAUGAAAACAAACGGCACGGACAAGCGAUUAAAAUUGCAAGAGAGACUACUAACAAUCAAAAAAAGAGAUAUAAUUCCGUGAAACAUUUACAGAGACAAGAAUUUUCAUUCAUGAAGACAAGUAUUAAAGUGUCUCUAAAAAUCCUGAGUCUUUCAGCGUAAGGCUUAAGUUUAUGUUUUAGCCGGCUUCCCAGCGCGGUGUUUACUGUUUUCGAAGGUGAACUCCUCGAAGCAAGAAAAUCGCUCAAAGUUUUCUUUCUACAGCCAAAUUUAUAACUAAAUAUCCUUCGGAACGUUUUCUUUCUAUUUGUGGUGAGCAAAUAUAUCUGAAGGCUUUUUAAAGUUCUGUAAGCUUAUAUGAAACCUGCUACUAGGUCAGAUCAUUGACUCAAAUCCUGCAAACGUGCAUAAACUUAACGCAUAAACUGUCAGCGUGAACAGUGCAAGACUUCAUGAAACACAAACAUCAAAUACAAUAAUUACUUAGGCUUACCAUUCGAGAUUCAGUUCCUGAAAGCUAUCAAGGGAACCACAGUUGCUUGAGACUUUUAAACCCUCUUACGCACUAAGCAAGGUGAAAAACGAAAACGAUGCCAUCCGAAAUCGAAUUACCGAAUUUUGACAAGCGACGCAUUUCUCAACCAAAACCCGGUAAACCAACCAGCCAUGAAUAACAGAAGACUCUUGAUAGCAGCUGUAUUUCAUUUUUUACCUCCAGAGGAAAAAGACAGUUAAAAACAUCACAAGUUGACACAAAACUCUGUCAGCUUCAGCUGUCAAAGUAAACUACUUUCAAGAUGCUGCAUAAUUUUUCCGCAUAAACUCACCUGUCAAAUUUUGACCAAUCAGAGCAUAAAAAUUGGACGUAAAGCGUGACCAACGCGUGACCAUGGUAAGAUAAGGUCUUCCCCGCCUGUACUUUUAAAAAAACUGGAUGAAUUUUCGCUUCCGAGGUCAGUUUGAAAUCAAAAUCCUAAUAGUGCGGGGCCAUAGAGACAUAAACACAACAUAUUUGAUAUGAAUCCUUGGAAAAAAUAAACUUGAGCCUGCGAUCAUUUGAAACUGGUAAUUUGUCAGCGGAUAACUUUAAAAAAAUACUCGACCUCGAUGGGUCGACACUUGAGCCCGCGGUACGGCCAGGUGAUACUUGUCAGCGGAUGCCCUGUUUUGAUAGCUGUCAAUUGAUCACAACAUUGAUGUGCAGCCUGUGCAAUUAGUUUUCUCUUGGGCUCCCAAACUAGCUAAAAGUGUGAGAGUAAACAUUGGUUUUCCAGUGGUGCGGACGGACGGCGGGCGGUCGGUGUACGGUCACGUGAUUACCAAAUUUUCUGGGAUGGGUAGAUUUACUUAGCAAUGGGGCUCCGCCCACGCGCGCGCUUCGCGCGCGCGUGGAGCUCCGCUAUUAUUAUACUCAUAAUUUUAUACAACAGUGCACUAUUUAGUUCAUUUUCUGAAGAUUACCUAAAGAUUAUUAGUAAAAACAGCAUUUAAACGUUUUCAUUGGUUCUGUUUUUAUCAGGAGACACAAAGGGAAAUUAGAAAUAGACUGGCGAAGAUCAAACUGGAGUCGCGAUCUUGGAGGAGAAGGGCUUGAAGAAAUUUUUGAAAUCUUUAAUGACAACGGAUUCUAUGGACGAGAUAACAACCUAGAAGACUUAGGAGUACUCUGAAUAAUUCUGUUCAGGCUAUUUAUAAAUUUUGCUGUUUCAAAGAAACAAUUUUCAUAAGUCCCGUUUUCGAAGGACUAUUAGUGUAAAAGUUGCUUAUAAGAAAAACAGUUAUUUACGCGCGCGCUUGUUGAUAACGACUGUUCUGCUAAGAAGUUAAUGCACCUUUUUAGACUAUUGAAUAUAACUUAAAUUAGGGUGCGUCUGUCUCUUCCUUAUGUUUGGCCUAACUUUGUUAACGAAAGAGACGAUCCUCAAUUAA